Messenger RNA from Blepharisma stoltei, 300 nucleotides. The record is from the annotation of a GenBank genome assembly. Lineage: Eukaryota; Ciliophora; Heterotrichea; Heterotrichida; Blepharismidae.
AUGGGUCUAACUAAAGGAUAUAAUAAUUUCUGGGCGAUUGGUGGACUCGCAGCAUUAUUAAUUGGCUAUCAAUUUUAUCGUCCGAGCAGCUACUGGAACUCAAAGAAAAAUAUUCCUAUAUCCAAAACAUCAGAUUUUCAAGGGCAAGGCCAAACUAAAUCUUCCCAAUCAGAAAAACCAGCCUUAAAUGCAUCUAAAGAGAACAUCCCAGCCUUUUUAAAGGCAGAUUCAACACCAAGAACACUUGGUCGUGAGCUUUCGACAGAUGAAAGUUUAAAAGACAAUAUCAUGAAUAAAUAA